Messenger RNA from Papaver somniferum (opium poppy), 1851 nucleotides. Its product is annotated as flavin-containing monooxygenase FMO GS-OX-like 4. The coding region runs from base 111 to 1457 and encodes 448 amino acids. Gene Ontology annotation, molecular function: N,N-dimethylaniline monooxygenase activity; NADP binding; flavin adenine dinucleotide binding. NCBI's taxonomy places the organism in Eukaryota, Viridiplantae, Streptophyta, Magnoliopsida, Ranunculales, Papaveraceae. The record is from RefSeq and is a predicted model, not a curated record. The transcript has 7 exons.
AUUCAUCCUUUGUGAAACCCAAUUUUUUUCCAACAACAACCACCACUUGCUCUACUUUUCAACGGAUUAGUCUUCAUGGCCGGUCAGAGUAACUCCCUGAGCAUUUCGCCAUGAUUUCAAGAAAGGUAGCCGUGAUUGGUGCAGGUGCUGCUGGCCUGGUUGCAUCUCGAGAAUUGCGCAGAGAAGGUCAUGAGGUGGUAAUCUUUGAACGGAGUGAUCGAGUUGGAGGAACAUGGGUAUACGAUCCAAACGUCGAUUCUGAUCCAUUGGGGUUGGACACAUCUCGAACCAUCAUCCACAGCAGUCUCUAUGAUUCUCUAAGAGUUAAUCUUCCUAGAGAAGUCAUGGGCUUUAGAGAUUACCCUUUUAUGGCACAAGUGAAGGAUGGGAGGGAUCCAAGAAGGUUUCCUCAUCACACUGAGGUCUUACAUUAUUUAGAAGACUUUGCUAAUCAUUUUGAACUCGUUGAGUUGAUUCGGUUUGAAGCUGAGGUGAUUUAUGUUGGAUUAUUGGAUGAGGAAUUGAACAAUGGUUGGGUAGUCAAGUCUAUGAAGAAAGGUGAAGUUGGUAAUUCAUCUGUUGCCCGUGAUGUGUUUGAUGCUGUGGUUGUGUGUACUGGGCACCUCACGCAUCCAAACAUCGCAGAAAUUCCAGGUAUAGAUGCAUGGCCGGGGAAGCAACUUCACUGCCACAAUUACCGGGUUCCCGAGCCCUUCAGUGGUCAAGUUGUGCUUAUAAUCGGAAAUUCUUAUAGUGCUGAGGACAUAUCUAAAGAAAUUUCUACAGUUGCAAAAGAAGUUCACGUUGCAUCAAAAUCUACUACAGAAAGAUUUGGUUAUGAUAACAUUUGGUUUCAUUCAAUGGUUAAGCAUGCACAUGAAGAUGGAACUGUGGUUUUCUCCGAUGGAAGCUUGGUUCCUGUUGACGUUAUUGUGCAUUGCACUGGGUACAAGUACUAUUUCCCUUUUCUAGAGAUCAAUAAUACUGUGACCGUGGAUGACAAUCGUGUAGGACCUCUAUACAAGCACAUUUUUCCUCCAAUGUUGGCUCCAAGGCUUUCUUUUAUUGGGAUACCUUUCGUGGCUCUAGCUUUCCUAAUAUAUGAAUUGGGAAGCAAGUGGGUGGCUGGUGUUUUAUCUGGCCGGUUAUCACUCCCAUCUGAAGGACAGAUGAUGAAGGAUGUCGGGUCCUUUUAUUUGGAACUUGAAGCAGCAGCUGUUCCAAAACAUUACACUCAUCGGUUAGCACAAAAGCAGUUUGACCACAGUGAUUGGCUUGCUGCUGAGAUUGGGUGUCAGCCAUUGGAGGACUGGAGAAAGCAGAUGUUAAAAGAACAUGCGAAGAACUACUCUGCACGACGGGAAACCUACCGUGAUGAAUGGGAUGAUGAAUAUUUGAUCUUGCAAGCUCAAGAAGAUUUUUGCCAGUAUUUACCAGCGGAGGUUAGGAAUGGGUAGCCCUUUGAGAUAAAAUGAAAAAUCUCAGUAAUGAAAUCGGUCAUCGGAUCUCAAAAUCUCGUGACCUAAAAUAUGUCAUCCGACUAAAACUCGCUUAGGGACACAAAUUCAUCCUUGUACCCCCAUAUUUGCUAUUGAAAAUCUGUCCCACGACUCAAAAUUUGAGGCAACUCUAAACAUGCCAUACGACUCCAAAUUCGAUAACGAUAGAUUGAUCGGGAGAAUGUCAGCUGCAGACAAACAUUCAUAAAGCACCCGUACGGAUUCGGUAAAAAGGAAAUUUAAUAACCAUCAAAUGUAUAUAUUUUGAUUUGAACAAACAAGUAAUAUUAGGUGGGGCGCUCUGGAAGAUUAUAUUAGUACAACCGUUGCCACGAUGGAAAAAUCGAUCGAA